Prorocentrum cordatum is the source of this 2106-nucleotide messenger RNA. The record is from the annotation of a GenBank genome assembly. NCBI's taxonomy places the organism in Eukaryota, Dinophyceae, Prorocentrales, Prorocentraceae.
AUGGACCAGGGCCGCAGGUGUUCGGGCGCCCCUGCCUGUCGACUAAAGGCCAGUCUCAUACAGUGGAUCUGCGCUGGCAGUCGGAGUCUGUCAUGUUUCCCUACUGUGUGGAAGACGUCAUUGUCCGACCACGCUAUGGUGUACGCUGACCCGACAGAUGUGGUACAUCACAAGCGUGCGGACGUGCUCACCUCGUGGGCGUUCAGGGCUCUCCCGCCCGACGCGCGCGCCGACCUGAGCUGCCGCGGGUGUGAAUGGGCGCCUGCCAAGGCUUGCUUGCAGUGCGGCGCGCACCUCCAGGCCGACGGCCAGCGGACCAGAGCGAGCAGCAGGCAGCCCUCCCAUCCGCCCUGCGCCAGUGGUCGAGGAGGGCGCAGCGCCGCCUGGGAACCUCGAGUCCGCUUCGUGGACGGCGGCAACGAGGAGCAGCCAUCGCAGCAGCAGGCGCCAGACAAAGAACCAGAAGUCCCCGCCCAGCCAGACCCAGUCGCACUGGCGCAGGCCCAAGUCACCUUCUUGAAGAAAUGGGUCGGAGUCAACGGGCGCGAGUACACUGACGCCUUGGAAAUACUCGAGAAUGUGAAGAUGGAAGCCCUCAAGGGCAAGAAUUUUGACCAGCAGACCCAAUCGCUCAACGGACAUAUCAUUUCGCUCAAGGCCAAGCUCACCGACCUCGAGGAGGACCUCCAGACGACCGCAGACCAGAUCGCAGAGCUGGCCAGCCACUACCAGUCCAGGGUGAAAGAGAUCAAGGAUGCCCGCGAGGGACUGCACAUGCUGGAGGCCCAACGUGCCAUGGCAGCAAUUGCAGCAACGCAGAAGGCAUCAGCAUCGUCUGACAUAUCCGAGCUGGUCUACGCGGCGUUGAAGGCCAAGAUCCCAGCAGGAGGUUCCAUGCCCGCGGCCCUACAGCAGCAAGUGCAGACGCUCGCGGCCACUUUCAACGAGAUGCAGCACCAGCAUGAAGCCGCACUCGCCCAGCAGACCGCCCAGCUCGUGGCGACCACCGCAGCCAGCUCAGCCGCCGCGGGUGCCCAGCCGAAGGCAUCAUCGUCGCAGGCCCCGCCCAUGUUCGCCGCGCCGCCCGCCACGCUCCAGAUGCCGCCAGCCGGCGCAGCGGAGCAGCCCGUGGACGUGGACCAAGACGAGGAGGACGACGCCAUGGAUUCCGUGGGCUUCGGCUGCGGCGACAAGCGCACAUCCUCCCAACCUCAGGAGAUUGCCAACCUCAUGGACGCCAACGGCGACGCCGAGUUUACCACGAUCAAGCUCAUUACGUUUAACGGCAGUUGCUGGAACACGUUCGAGCAGUUUCUGGAAUCGAACUGGUCCAACGACGUGACAGUGAUCUGUGCCCAGGAACGCAGGCUAACUGAUGGGGACGUCAUCAACCAGAAGAUUCAAUGGUGCCAACGUCGGGGUUGGCUCGCUCACAUUCCAGCUGCCAGUUUCAACGCCAGCCACGAGAAGGCCAACGGAGUGGCCAUCCUGGUCCGAGACCACUUGGGCUUCUGGGUGGAGCACAUGGUUUCCAGCCCUCGGAAACCGAAGUCCCAAUCCAUCGUGGACUAUUUCCUGAUCAGCAACCCCCUGGCAAAGAAGAUUGACGAGGUCCAGACCUGGGCCAAGUGCCCCCUCGCGCCCCACAGGCCAGUCUGCCUAGACUUUCGAGGCAACGACAAUUUCACGAUUCCCGUGCUGGCGAGCGAAGCCGCAGAGGCUACCGUCUACAGCGCCCGUGGGCCCGCAGCAGUGCUCGAGAGAAUGGACUGGUCGCAGGUAACGUUUCAGAUAGCGGGGCUACGGGACCCGCCAGAAGAGUUGCACGCCGUCCACGACCUGAAAGCCAGGUUGCAGACGGUCACCCCGUGGUGCGAAUUACUGCUGGCUGACAUCGCAGCUGGAGUCUUAUCCGAGGGCACAACCGACCAGGCCAUCGGCCAGUUUCUCCAGGGGAAUUCGGGCGUGGCCCAUCGGUGGGGGUAUCUUUACGGUAAGCACGUGUGCGCCCUGUGCCGCGCCAGUGCCAAGGAUCUGCAUCAAUACAACCGUGGGAUCAGUGAGCGAUGCCCAGGAUUCUGUGCUGGCCUGGCCUCGUUAGCGUAA